Penaeus chinensis is the source of this 1415-nucleotide messenger RNA. RefSeq lists its product as uncharacterized. The record is from RefSeq and is a predicted model, not a curated record. Lineage: Eukaryota; Metazoa; Arthropoda; Malacostraca; Decapoda; Penaeidae. The coding region runs from base 240 to 1256 and encodes 338 amino acids. The transcript has 8 exons.
CUUAUUACCAAUCCGUGAGAGUGUUGCAGCGCACCCAGUUCUAUUUAUAUUCGGCUUUCUUGGAUAACCGUGUUGCUACUGACGUGCGACCAUGCAUCCGUAUCCUGGCGUACAGCAAAGACACGAAUCCCACAGCUCCUUGGUGCCGCAUCUGGUUCAACACAACGGGGCCGCCAGCCGUCUCGCGCGUCAUCAGAAUCGAUUACUUGGACUGGCAACCCAGGUCAGGCGAUCGCCACAUGACCUUCCUGCUCACGUGUCGAAUCCCGAAGUACAAUUCUCACCUCACGCCCUUAUCGGUGUCCGUUGUGAGCCGCCCGUGUGAGAAGUACACUAAGAAUUUGCUGAAGGUAUUUGGGUCUAUGGAACGCGACACUAAAACAGCUUUAGUUAACUCCAGCAAGAAUAAAAAUAGGUCACCUGUGUGGAACGCGGCCGUGUGCGGACCGGCGCUCUCCUACUACCACGAAGACGUUUCCAUCCAGUUGGUUGAGUGGCUGGAGCUCCUGAGGGCUUUGGGCUUCGCCAGGGUGUUCCUGUACGAGACGGAAGUCCAUCCCAACAUCGAGAAAGUCCUGCGCUACUACGAGGCCGAGGGAUUCGUUGGUGUCACUAAAUUCGCAUACCAUGUCAACGAUCCCAUCCUGCGCAAACUCUGGGCGUUGAUGGAACUUACGCAAGUUCUGGGCAUGGAGAACCUGCUCUUCACCGACUGCGUCCUCCGCCACAUGCACGAGUACCGCUUCCUCGCCCGCCUCAACCUCGACCAAAUGCCCAUGUUGCCCAACCACGACUCCUUCCCGCUUUGGCUCAACGACCAAUUACUUCAGAAUUCGAUUGGAAAUGGGUCGGCCGAGAACCUCCCGCCGUCAUAUGAUCUGCGCUGGUAUUAUCACCACGACGACCUAGGGACUCCGGCCUCCAGCGCUUCUCUCCCUGAGUAUCUGAAGUUUCUGCGUCAGUCCAAGAGGACAGUGAUGGACAUUUACCCAACAAACUACAACCCGACGUAUGACAUGAAUCUCGUCACCGGUGUCUUCUCGAACGAUGUUGCUGUUUGUGCAAGCGGAAAGUGCCGAGGCGAGUCCUACCAGUGCCCGAGAGACGUGGCUUACCUUGGCCUCUACACCAAGACCUGCGGAGAAGACUGCAAGAAGCCCGGGUCAACGGUAGAGGUCUCAGCUCUCCGGAAGUACAAGGGCCAAGUCUCCAGUGCCGUUGCCAAAGUCCUGCGGGAGCUGCGUCUCGUCGUUUAAGUUGCACACUUAUUGUGCAGAUAUGAAGAAUUUGAGAGAAUAUAUAUGUGUGUACGCGCGCGUGUAUGUGUGUGUGUUCUAUACACUCCCACUCCCACUCCCAUUCCCUCUUUUAUAAUUAUGAAGGAGUGCCGAACAGGUGUGCUGUGCCAUGACACA